This is a messenger RNA of Arachis stenosperma, 1875 nucleotides long. RefSeq lists its product as uncharacterized. The transcript has 2 exons. Lineage: Eukaryota; Viridiplantae; Streptophyta; Magnoliopsida; Fabales; Fabaceae. The record is from RefSeq and is a predicted model, not a curated record. Gene Ontology annotation, biological process: DNA integration. Gene Ontology annotation, molecular function: nucleic acid binding; RNA-DNA hybrid ribonuclease activity. The coding region runs from base 1 to 1875 and encodes 624 amino acids.
AUGCCAUUUGGCUUGAAAAAUGCGGGGGCGACAUAUCAAAGGCUGAUGAACAGGAUAUUCCACGACCUCAUAGGAAAAACGGUUGAAGUCUACGUGGACGACAUCCUGGCAAAAACAACACGACCUGACGACCUCCUAAACGACCUGGCAAGUGUAUUUGCGUCCCUCCGUCAACACGGUAUGAGGCUGAACCCCCUCAAGUGCGCCUUCGCCAUGGAAGCCGGCAAGUUCCUGGGAUUUAUGAUAACUCAGAGGGGGGUAGAGGCUAACCCGGAGAAAUGCCAGGCAAUACUCCAGAUGAAGAGUCCGGGCUGUAUCAAGGACAUCCAGAGGUUGGCAGGACGGUUGACCUCACUUUCCCGGUUUCUUGGAGCCUCGGCGACAAAGGCCCUGCCGUUUUUUAACCUCAUGAAGAAAGGGAUGGCGUUUGAAUGGACACCCGCAUGCGAAGAAGCCUUUCAACACUUCAAGGAAAUCCUGGCGGCACCUCCCGUUCUCGGGAAGCCAAGGGACGGGGAACCACUGUACCUAUACCUUGCCAUAACAAGCGAAGCCCUGGCCGCAGUACUGGUACGGGAGGACGGGAAAGCCCAACAGCCAGUCUACUUCAUAAGCAGGGCCCUGCAAGGGGCAGAAUUAAGGUAUAGCAAGUUGGAAAAGCUAGCCUUAGCACUCCUAACUUCCUCGAGAAGGUUAAAACAGUACUUCCAAAGUCACCAAGUUGUCGUUAGAACGGACCAAGCGAUCCGGCAAGUUCUCCAGAAACCCGACCUAGCGGGAAGAAUGAUGACUUGGUCCAUCGAACUCUCUCAAUAUGACAUACGAUACGAGCCCCGGCAAGCCAUCAAGGCGCAGGCCAUGGCAGAUUUCUUGGUUGAAGUAACGGGAGAUCCAGGCGAAGACAUGGGUACACGGUGGAAGCUCCAUGUGGACGGAGCCUCCAACCAGACCUUCGGAGGUGCCGGGAUCAUCCUGGAAAGUCCGAUUGGGGUUGUAUACGAACAGUCGGUUAGAUUCGAAUUUCCCGUCUCAAACAACCAAGCAGAAUACGAAGCCCUCAUAGGAGGCUUGGCCCUAGCAGCGGAAGUCGGCGCAAGAAGACUGGAAGUGUGCAGCGAUUCCCAAGUCGUCACUUCCCAAGUAAACGGCAGCUACCAAGCCAAGGACCCCUUGUUGCAGAAGUACUUGGAAAAGGUGAUAACACGAUUCGGGAUACCAGAAGUCGUCAUCUCGGACAAUGGCACGCAGUUUACUGACAAGAAGUUCACAGAAUUUCUCAGCGGCCUGGGUAUAAGGCAAAGGUUCUCUUCGGUAGAACACCCCCAGACGAACGGACAAGUGGAGUCCGCCAACAAGGUUAUCCUUUCAGGGUUGAAAAAGAGGUUGGACAAUAAAAAAGGUGCUUGGGCCGACGAGCUAGCGUCGGUCCUCUGGUCUUACCGAACAACCGAGCAGUCCUCCACCAAGGAAACUCCUUUCCGAUUAACGUACGGGGUGGAUGCGGUAAUACCCGUAGAGAUCGGUGAACCGAGUCCGCGAUUGCUUUUGAAAGGAGUGGAGGAAACUGUAGAAAAGGACCUGAUAGAUGAAGCCCGGGAAAUGGCCCAUCUGACGGAAACGGCGCUAAAACAAAGAAUAGCUCUGCGAUACAACACCAAGGUGCUCAAGAGGGAAUUUGAGCCUGACGACCUCGUCCUAAGGCGGAAUGAUAUCGGCCCACCAACCCCCGGAGAGGGCAAGCUAGCGGCAAACUGGGAAGGUCCCUACAGAGUCAAAAAGGUGAUGGGAAAAGGAGCCUUUAAGUUAGAAAGGCUCGAUGGCAAGGAGGUCCCGAGGACAUGGAACGCGGACAACCUCAGAAGAUUCUACUCCUAG